AUGCACAUGCCUUUUGUUGUUUCUCAAGAGAUCGAAAUCAUACUAUUCCUGACCGUUGACUUGGUUUGCCUGGGCUGCGCAGAAUACUUGGCUGCGCCAUUAUCCACGCAGUCACUAUGA
Messenger RNA from Colletotrichum truncatum, 120 nucleotides. RefSeq lists its product as uncharacterized. Lineage: Eukaryota; Fungi; Ascomycota; Sordariomycetes; Glomerellales; Glomerellaceae. The record is from RefSeq and is a predicted model, not a curated record.